Messenger RNA from Anguilla anguilla (European eel), 1047 nucleotides. It is a transcript of the gene cmlc1, whose product is annotated as cardiac myosin light chain-1. The record is from RefSeq and is a predicted model, not a curated record. Gene Ontology annotation, cellular component: myosin II complex. The transcript has a single exon. The coding region runs from base 95 to 694 and encodes 199 amino acids. Gene Ontology annotation, molecular function: calcium ion binding. Lineage: Eukaryota; Metazoa; Chordata; Actinopteri; Anguilliformes; Anguillidae.
GUUCUGGGGGCCACUGCUUCGUCUGUCUCUCCCUGUCUCUUCCACACUCACAUACACACACACACACAUAUAUUCAUAUACGUAUCCUGACAUCAUGGCUCCCAAGAAAGUAGAACCCAAGAAGCCAGAGCCCAAAAAGCCGGAACCAAAGAAGGAGGCGGCGCCCGCCCCCAAACCCCCCGAGCCUGAGCCAGAGCCCCCAAAGGAGCCCGAGUUUGACCCAAAGGGCAUCACCGUGGAGUUCACCGCCGACCAGAUUGAGGAGUUCAAGGAGGCGUUCACGCUGUUCGACCGCACGCCAGCGGGCGAGAUGAAGAUCACCUUCGCCCAGUGCGGUGACGUGAUGCGCGCGCUGGGCCAGAACCCCACCAACGCCGACGUGCUGAAGGUCCUGGGCAAGCCGCGCGCGGAGGACAUGAACGUCAAGAUGCUGGACUUUGAGACCUUCCUGCCCAUGCUCCAGCACAUCUCCCGCUCCAAGGACCAGGGAAAUUUUGAGGACUUCGUGGAAGGCCUCCGGGUCUUCGACAAGGAGGGCAACGGCACCGUCAUGGGGGCGGAGCUCCGGCAUGUUCUGGCCACGCUCGGCGAGCGGAUGACCGAGGACGAGGUGGACCGCCUGAUGACGGGGCAGGAGGAUGCCAACGGCUGCAUCAACUACACCUCCUUCGUCAAUCACAUCCUCUCGGGGUGAGCGGUGAUCCCGCCUUCUCCAGGUGCGCCUAACCUUUUUCUCCUUUGUCCUACCCCGCCCUCGCUCAUGCGCCGGCCCCCACCUCAGACGAGCGUGCGGCGUCCACCGCUGAAUGCUGUGAUGUUGCCUUUUCGUCUUUUUUUCUUUCUUUCUUUCUUUUUGCUGCAAGCAGCCUGUGCUGCACUUGUGAUGUGCCUAAAAUUCACCGGUAUCCACGAUCAAAGCGGAAUGUAAUGGAUGAAAGCCGAUGUACUGUGAUCCUGUCCACUCAAAAAGAGACUCAUUUACAUGUUAUAAUUGCCAGAGUAUUACAUGAUAAUGCCAUAAUAAUCAUAAUAAUAAAUUUGAAAAAU